Fusarium redolens is the source of this 1530-nucleotide messenger RNA. Its product is annotated as cytochrome P450. The transcript has 2 exons. Lineage: Eukaryota; Fungi; Ascomycota; Sordariomycetes; Hypocreales; Nectriaceae. The record is from RefSeq and is a predicted model, not a curated record. Bases 1 to 1530 code for a protein of 509 amino acids. Gene Ontology annotation, molecular function: heme binding; oxidoreductase activity, acting on paired donors, with incorporation or reduction of molecular oxygen; iron ion binding.
AUGAACUAUCUCAGCUUCGUCUUGGAACAGCCCAUUGUUCUAUCAGUGAUACUCGUUUUAUUCCUGUGUUCAUUAGGGAAGAAAACAACCAAGCCUACGUGCAAUGGCAAGCCUCUUAGAAAACCUCCAAACUCACUACCGCUGGUAGGGAAUGGUAUUAUCUUCCUCCAACCUCGCCAGCGUCUCUUCUCCUGGUUCCAUCAUUGCGAGCGUCUUUACGGCUAUGAAAGUCUCCACAUCACCGUUCCUACCCUCCCCCCAGGCGUCAUCAUCAACAAUCCCCAGAACUUAGAGUUCAUCUUUCGCCAUGAGGGGAUUUUUGAAAAGGGAGACUUCUUCAAACAGCGGUCUUGGGACUUAUUCGGUCAUGGUAUCAUCAACGUGGACGGCGAGUUCUGGCGUCUCCAGCGCAAGGCUGGUCUACGAUUUCUUUCCACAGCUGCUUUGAAGACUCUGACAAGCGUGCGAUUACCAGAGUACCUGGAAAAAGCUAUUGAAGCUCUCAAUGGCAAAGCAGGGGGAAGAAAUGCAGUGGAUCUGCAGGCUGUGAUCCAUGAGGUGACGACGCAGUUAAUGGGACGAAUGGCAUACAACAUGGAGAUGCACGCUGACGACGAUUUUACCGUUGCUUUUGAGCACGCUUCAGGAGCUACGGCUGAAAGGUUCCAGAACCCUCUAUGGUUUGUGACAGAAAUGUUCUUUGGAACUCGAAUGCGUCGUUCUAUCAGAACUGUCAAGGCAUAUGGGCAGCGCAUCGUAAAGAGCGCAGUAGCUGAUCGCGAGGAAACGAAGGGAAAGGCUCAAUCGGAUGCGCCAGGAAGUCUCAUUCAGUCUUUGUUGGAUUCAAUUGGUGAUGACGACCUUGUAGCAGAUGCCGCACUGAAUUAUCUCUCAGCAGGGAGAGAUACUGUCGCUCAGGCACUUACGUGGACGCUUUACCUUCUCAUGAAGCACCCAGAAGUAACGGCCAAGCUAUGCCAGUCGAUCCAAGACCUACAAGAUGAAGUCAGAAACCAAGAUCACUCCGAGAACGACCCUGAACUUCUCACCCCAGUACGACUCCCCUACGUCCUAGCAGUCUUCUACGAAACCCUCCGUCUUCGACCUCCCAUUCCCUUCGAAAUCAAACAAGCUCAACAAGAAACAAUCCUUCCUGAUGGAACAUUCCUCCCAAAAGGUGCUGUCGUGUUAUGGUGCGCUUGGGCAAUGGGUCGGUCUCACACAACUUGGGGUCCUGAUGCAGAUGAGUUUCGUCCAGAGCGAUGGCUAACUACGUCUCCAUCUGGUGACGUGAUAGUUAUGCAGCGUUCAGCAGCCGAGUUUCCUGUCUUCAACGGUGGACCUCGAGUAUGUCUAGGGAAGAAAAUGGCAGAGUUGGUUGCAGUGCAGACAUUGGCGAGGUUGGUACCUCUUUUUGACUUCAAACCUGCUUUUGAAGGAGAGAGAGUCAGUAAGAGUAGUUUGACCCUACCAAUGGAGGGAGGCUUGCCGGUCUACGUGCAUCAUAGAGAAUCCUCAGAGACAUCAUGA